Molecule: messenger RNA, 1821 nt
Organism: Bolinopsis microptera
Lineage: Eukaryota; Metazoa; Ctenophora; Tentaculata; Lobata; Bolinopsidae
Exons: 3
Coding region: 535-936 (133 amino acids)
Source: RefSeq, a predicted model, not a curated record
AAAUCUUGGUCCUUCCAGGGCUGAUGUAAAGAACCAUAUUCAAGUGUAAGCAACCAGGUGCAAGGCCGGCAACAAACCUACUGUAUACACAACAUACCAACACUUCUAUUAUAAUACACAGAUAAUUUGCAGUGUUUAUUGCAGCAGAUCACACGUUAUACAGCUGUGUAAGAGGCAAAAAGGUACGUGUUAUUCGGAAGUUGUUUUGUGUUUGCAGGGCCGAGAGAGAGAGGAAAAUCAGAAUCAGUUCAUUUUAGAAACUAUCAGAAACAUUACCCAUCAGAUUGGUCAAUUCGUUAUUCAAAGGGUGGGUGAUACUGUUCCAGCUCAGAAUUUAUGUGAACACCUUGAAGAGUGAUCAUAAGGAACAUUAAGUUUUCUUACAGAACUAAGAGCUGUUAUUUAGAGAGUCUUAACCCUCUAUUAUCUCUAUUGUCUUGACCCUCUUUCUACAAAGUUCGGACUAGCAAGGAGUAGUAUCUCUAAACAUAUCUCAGACAAAAUCUCCUAUCAACCGAUCUGUUAUCAGUGAAAAUGAGCAGUGUCUUAUCUCUUAUCAGUUUACUUAGUACUCUUAUCAGUUCAGUAGCGGCGGAGGCUGGUCUUCCAGCUGUGUCGUGGUGGAUCUAUGUUAUCGUAACGGUGUUUGUUAUUGCAGCUGCUGCUUCAGUGACGUUCUGCUGCUGUGGGUGUUGUGGGAGAGUAGGAUGCUGUAGGGAUGACGCGGAUAAGGAGGUAACAGCGGAGGAUGUUAUAAUGUCACAGAUGGGGAACAACCCCUACUCUAACUUCCAGAACCCUGACGAGAACCCUAACGCUAUUAAAGAGGAGGAGGAAGAAGAUGAUUCAGAUGAGGAUGUGGAGGAAGGUAAGGAGGUUAUUCAAUACGAGUGGAACAAAGACGAUAGUCACACUCCUGCUCCUUACGCUUUGUAGUCACAGUGGUCACACUCCAGCUCCUUACACUUUGUAGUCACAGUGACAACACUCCAGCUCCUUAUGCUUUGUAGUCACAGUGACAACACUCCAGCUCCUUACACUUUGUAGUCACAGUGACAACACAAUAGCUCCUUAUGCUUUGUAGUCACAGUGACAACACUCCAGCUCCUUACACUUUGUAGUCACAGUGACAACACUCCAGCUCCUUAUGCUUUGUAGUCACAGUGACAACACUCCAGCUCCUUACGCUUUGCAGUCACAGUGACAACACUCCAGCUCCUUAUGCUUUGUAGUCACAGUGACAACACUCCAGCUCCUUACACUUUGUAGUCACAGUGACCACGCUCCAGCUCCUUACGCUUUGCAGUCACAGUGACAACACUCCAGCUCCUUACACUUUGUAGUCACAGUGACAACACUCCAGCUCCUUACACUUUGUAGUCACAGUGACCAGUGACCACGCUCCAGCUCCUUACGAAUUUCUUGUCUAAGUAACAGAACAAGUUCUAACAAAUAUACGAUGAGAGCUUAUCGCUAAACAUCUUCAACUUAAUGUUGCUUUGUUGAUAAUUGUUACAGAAGAAAAGACUGAAUCCCUACCUUUUACGAAUAAAUUGUCGUCCACACUUGAUUUCCCCCCGUUUCUGUAGACAUCUUUGCUCCUGAAUUACCAAUUAUUUUAAAUUAAUUAAAUAUGUUGACAGAUUAAUGGUAGUCAAGUAUAUAUUUGUUAUUUCGUUUAGCAAUUAUAUCAUGAUUAAGACUUUCAGAGUUUCAUUAUUGAUGAUAAUGUGAGAAGUUCUAUGUACAAACUCUGUUGAAGUUUAAAGUUGCGAGAAAUUUGUUUUCUCAGUAAUAACAACAGAUUUUACUCUAAAUAUC